AUGGCGAGAUUGUCAAAUCCCUUGGGGUUUACAAGAGGUCCCGUUACCGUCAUCACUACUUUGGUCUAUCUUGCAGUCAUCAUUACACUCAUCGUUAUUCAGACUGGUGUCCCUUCCCCACCAAAGUCACCCACUCCCAUCCAUGGCAUCAACUUGACAGAAGCAUGGCAGGAUCUACAACUGCUUUCCUCCUCCUACCAUCCCUAUAACAGCCGACAAAACGACCAUGUUCAUGACUGGCUGCUGGACAGAGUCCAAUCCAUUAUCAACGAGAACAAUGCGUCCUCCAACUCCUCCACCACAGCGCAUGUUUUCGAAGAUAAUGCCUCCAAUUUGACCUUCUCGUCGGGUGGCUUUGCCACUGCUUCAGGAGUAAGUGUCUAUUUUGAAGGCACCAACAUCAUCAUCUAUGUUCCCGGCACUGAAGAUGAUCAAAAAACAUGGUGGAAAGAGCCGAAUGGAAAACCAUCCACGCGCAACGCAGUAUUAGUCAAUGCCCACUACGACAGUGUUUCAACUGGUUUCGGGUCAACAGAUGAUGGUGUUGGGGUCGUGACUGUCUUGCAGCUUCUCAAAUACUUCACUACCCCCAAGAAUACGCCGAAGAAUGGUGUGGUACUUCUUUUGAACAAUGGUGAGGAGGACUUCUUAAACGGGGCCAAUGUUUUCAGCCAGCAUCCCAUGUCAAAGGUCGUCAGCACAUUCCUCAACCUUGAGGGUGCUGGAGCUGGUGGAAGAGCGACGCUCUUCAGAAGCACAGAUGAGGCGGUGACCAGAGCAUAUGCCAAAAGCCCAUAUCCCUUCGGCACAGCCACAUCCAACGAUGGCUUCAACCGAGGUCUGGUGCGUAGUCAGACUGACUAUGUUGUAUUCAACGGUAUACUAGGGCUGCGAGGUCUUGACGUUGCUUUUAUGGGCCCCCGUGCACGAUACCACACUAAUCAAGACGACAGUCGCCACACUGGGCGAAAAUCAUUGUGGCAUAUGAUUUCUGCCGCUGUACCCACAACCAAGGCUUUGACUGAGGCAUCUCUCAAGACAAACCUCGAACCCGGCCAUACUCCUGGCCACUCUGCCGUUUGGUUCGAUGUCCUCGGUCGUCGCUUUGCUGUCUUGCGAACGCACUCGUUCUUCGCACUCUCUGUUACUCUUUUGGUGGCUGGUCCAGUUUUCUUGAUACUGACAUUGGCCCUAUUGUACCGUGCUGACAAGCUGUAUUUGUUCUCUGGAUCCAGGUCCUACCACAUGCCCAAUGGUGAUGAUUCGGUUCAGCUCAAUGGCUGGCGUGGCUUUUUCCGAUUCCCACUCAUCCUCCUUGUGUCUUGUGCUGCACCAGUUGCACUCGCUUAUCUCAUACUCAAGGAAAACCAAUUCAUCGCCCACAGUAGUGAAUGGGCGGUAUGGAGCACAAUGGUCUCGUCCUUCAUCUUCGUUGCCUGGUUCCUUUGCAGAACAGCCGACUUUGGGAGACCAUCGUCUUUAACUCGUGCGUACGGCCUUUCUUGGCUCUGGGUCGGAUGGUGGGCUCUGUUGGUCGCCUCUACCGUUUUCGAGGAACACUACCACCUUCUUGGGACGUAUUUCAUUCUCAUCUACACUGCCUCGGUCUUUGUUGCAACUUGGCUAUCGUAUCUUGAACUAUUCUCUCUGCCUAAGAAGUCGACGUACUGUCGUGGCAAAGUCGGCGACGACUACUCUUCGUCUCGUUCGGACAGUUCCAUCCAUGGAGCUCAGGGCCCUUCGGCAACUACGCAGGACGAUGAUGCUGGCAACAACGAAGACGAUGGGGAAGACGAGCCAACUGAAACAUCAAGUUUGCUCAAAAAUCGGGGCAGGUCUUCGUUCAAAGGCUACACCCGACCAGCUGAUGAACAGAGUCCUGAUUCGACACGCAAAGAUGAAAAGGGCGAUAGUUACGAAGAACAAGAAUGGAGUAAAUCUCAGUGGUCCUCAUGGUGGUUGCUGCAGCUUCUGGUCCUGGUACCUGUCAAUGUCAUCAUCGUCGGGCAAAUCGCCCUCUACACGACCGAGGCGUUGCAUCAGACAGGCCAAGAUGGUAGUUCCAUGUUCUUGGUCUAUCUCAUGAUGGCAGUGUCGACAAUUAUUCUUUUCUCUCCGAUUGUACCCAUCCUGCACCGCUUCAGCUGGCACAUUCCUAUCUUCUUACUGCUCGUGCUGAUCGGCACACUUGUCUACAACUUGGUUGCAUUCCCUUUCUCUGCCGACAAUAGAGUCAAGCUCUUCUUCAUUCAACAAGUUGACCUGGAUAUUGGCAACAACACGGUGUCCCUGCAGGGCGUGACUCCGUUCUUGCGAGAUGCGAUUGAGCAGUUGCCUAGUGCAGCUGGGCAAGAGUUGAAUUGUGUUCAGGCGGGAUUCGCUAACAACCUCGAAAAAUGUUCGUGGGAGGGGCUGCCACCUAACGUAGCCAAUCAAGCUGCAACUGUCUCUUCGAAGCUCAAGUACAAAGGCUGGGUGACCUUCAACUCUACCCGUGUCAAUGGUAGUGACAGUGACAACAAAGCGCGUUUCGUCGUAGCCGGGAGGAAUACACGGGCAUGCAAAUUGACCUUUGACACUCCAAUCACCGCAUUCAGUGUUCAAGGACAGGCAGCGCGGGACAAGAGGUUUUCACCUGUCCCAGAAGCCGGCAGUGGUGAAAUUCGCUUGUGGUCACGAACAUGGGACCGCAGUUGGACGGUAGACGUUUCUUGGGACAACUCUGAGGAAAAGAAUUCAAGCAUGAGCGGCAAAGUGGUCUGCUUAUGGAGCGACGCCAACCAGAAUGGUGUGAUACCUGCUUUUGACGAGGCACUGCAUUAUGUGCCUGACUGGGUAGCCGUGACCAAAGCUGGGGACGGUCUGGUGGAAGGAUAUAAACGCUUCACCAUUAAGUGA
Exophiala bonariae is the source of this 2898-nucleotide messenger RNA. RefSeq lists its product as uncharacterized. Gene Ontology annotation, biological process: proteolysis. Gene Ontology annotation, molecular function: metalloexopeptidase activity. The coding region runs from base 1 to 2898 and encodes 965 amino acids. The transcript has a single exon. The record is from RefSeq and is a predicted model, not a curated record. Lineage: Eukaryota; Fungi; Ascomycota; Eurotiomycetes; Chaetothyriales; Herpotrichiellaceae.